Messenger RNA from Gymnodraco acuticeps, 1828 nucleotides. RefSeq names its product neurexophilin-4. Lineage: Eukaryota; Metazoa; Chordata; Actinopteri; Perciformes; Bathydraconidae. Bases 372 to 1247 code for a protein of 291 amino acids. Gene Ontology annotation, molecular function: signaling receptor binding. The record is from RefSeq and is a predicted model, not a curated record. The transcript is spliced from 2 exons.
GUCAGUAUUCUAAAAACACAAGUAGUGCUGGUGAUCUUCAAUGAAAUCCCCUCCUCGCCUACACCCUCCGAACUGACCUCGUCUCCGCGCAAACUUCCAGCAAACAUCCAGCAUGAGCGGAGACCCACACCAUGGAUGUGCCACAUGAGGAGGACCAGACUAACUGAAGCCCCCGCUCAAAGUUUUGCUCCACAGAGACCACUGUGACACUGACUGAACAGACACUCAACUUUACCGGUUUUUCUGCUUUCCUGAUACUUUUUUACUUGCGCCUGACUGUUGGGAUUGCUUGGAUUCCGCGCUGUCUCUUAUAUAUGUUCAGCCGAGGAGACGUGUAGUUUUUCGCGGUGGUUCGCUAAAAGGAAGCUGACAUGCAGGUUCUCGGUUGGACCAUAGUUUUCCUGUGCCAGUGGAUCCUACGGAAGGUCCAAGGGUUGGAGAAGCAGGUGGAAUUCUCAGACCUGCGCCCAGUGGGGUCUGUGAUGAAGUCUCUUCCCUAUGGCAUAGGAGGAGGUGUACCGUCAGCAGGAGUGGUGAAGCCUCCAUACCAAACACGUAUCUUCUCCACCUCCAUCGACCAGACACCUAUGAAAACCAAGCCGCCCACCUACAGUUUCUAUAACCCUUACGACCCGGCCCGGAAUCAGUCCCUGCUGCUGGACCAGACAGGAUACCGCUCUAAGCGCAAGCCCUCGCUAAAAACAAACAUGAAGACCAAGAAGAUCUUCGGCUGGGGAGACUUCUACUUCAACGUCAAGACCAUGAAGUUCAGCUUGUUGGUGACAGGGAAGAUCGUGGACCACAUCAACGGCACGUUCACCGUUUACUUCCGCCACAACUCGUCCAGCCUUGGGAACGUGUCGGUCAGCAUUGUGCCGCCCACCAAAGUUGUGGAGUUUGAGGUCCUCCACCACCAGCAACAGCACCAUCAGCUACACCCUCACACUCAGCAGGAGAUCCAGAUCCAGGAGACCCAGCAGUCCACCGUCAACCACAAAGAGAUAAAGACCUUUAACUGUCGGGUGGAGUACGAGAAGACCAACAGAUCCAAGAAGCCGAAACCCUGCCUGUAUGACCCCUCUCAGACCUGCUUCACGGAGCACACCCAGUCCCACGCCGCCUGGCUCUGUGCCAAACCCUUCAAGGUCAUCUGCAUCUUCAUCUCUUUCCUCAGCAUCGACUACAAGCUGGUGCAAAAAGUGUGUCCGGACUACAACUUCCAAAGUGAGCACCCUUACCUUGGAUAAGAAAGGGAGCUUGAAAUGCAAAGAUAAAAAGAUAGAGACAAUGUUAACGACAACGAUGAUGCUUAUGAUGAUAAUGAUGGAUAUCAUAGUCAUAUUGAUUACGAUGAAGAAGCAGGGGACAGUUUUUUGCCUCUAAACUGCUGUGAAUUGUGGAUUUAAAUCAAGUGUAAUCAGAGUAUUGAAUGGUUAGGAUAUGGCUGAUUUCUCUGACUUAUUUUCCAACUUUAUAUUUGUUAACCUCUGUUUUAUUUGCUUUUUUUCUGUAAAUAAUGUAUUUAACCUCAGCACACUUAUUGUUUUUAGAUAUUUGUUUCUCAGUGUUAUUACUUUUUGCAGUUGGAAAAUUCGGUUGAAGACAGCUGGAACAGUAUUAUGCCCUCCGAGUACAAGGGGAGCCUCUGAGGCGGCUGAGCUGUGCCACCACUGUACGGCAGAAGUAAUGUUAUGGUAGACUGACUGUUAAUCAUCCUCUCAGCUCUACUUUCCCUGGAUAUAAGAGAGUUAUAUGUAUGAGAAAUGCUAUGGUGGAUAUGCAUACAAUAUACUGUAUGAAAAAGCACAUUAAAAUCUCUUAAACUGUC